UAGUUCAGAUUCCAGAUUCAUCGCAGCCUUUCCGCGACUGGCGGUCGCCCGAGAUGACAUUCGCCGCGUUCACCGGCGCUUUCCUUAUCGGUUUCGUUAGCCCCUAGGGCGACCAGCCCUUUCGCCUCUGCAACCGACGGCUGCCCGAGAUGACAUUCACAGCGUUUAGCGGCGCUUUUGAUAUUCGCCGCUCGUAGGACGACCAGCAGAUUCGCCUCUCCUUUCGCCUCCGCAACCGACGGUCGCCCGAGAUGACAUUCGCCGCGUUCAGCGGCGCUUUCCUGAUCGGCUUCGGACCGGCCAUUGCUGUUAUAGCCAUUACUGUUUCAAGACAGGCCUUCCUGUCGCUCGUUACUCUCACCAGCACCUUCUAUUGGCUCAUCACUCUUCUAUCCAUCGCCUUUCUCUGGCGUCCCUUCAUCGCCCUCACUUCACUAUCCGACUUCUUCCUCCUCCUCCUCAUCCUCUCGGCCGUCGCCUGCCAAGAGCUAUCCCGUCAACUGCUCUGCCAAAUACUCAAUCGCUUGGAGCAGGGUCUAAACGUCAUAGCCACUUCCAGACAGCUACCCCCACUCUCUCCACUCAACACCUUCCAUCUCUCUCUUGCCACUGGUCUAGGUCAUGGGAUCGCUCACUCUGUCUUCCUCUUCCUCAGUGUAUCAUCACCUGCUAUAGGCCCGGCCACCUUCUACUCCUGGCGAUGCCCCCAAUUGCCCCUGGUUCUGCUGGCAGCCAUAGCUUCUGCGGCCUUCCUCAUUGUUCACUCCCUGGGCAUGGUGCUGGCUUAUGAUGCGCACAAGGUGCAGCUUAUAAAGGGGACGGGCCCUUCAACAGGCCAUCAGUCGAUAAGAGGGGCACAGGAAGCACAAGAGACAAAGCCAUUGAGGGAUUCACAGCCCACAGGGGAAGCGCCUACACGGCAAGAAACAUCGCUUGCUAUGGAAUGGCGAUUCUCCCUCCCCUCCUCCCCUCAAGAGAUGUGUGCCCCUGCUCUUCACGCUGCAACAGCAGUGUCUAUGCUCAUGGGCCUGUUUACAGGCGGCUGUGUGACAGCCGUAGUAUUGAGUUGGCUUUGCGCGCUUGCGUCGAUCGUGGUUGUAGCACUGCUGGUGCAUGCAAGAGGGGACAGGGGCGUUCACUGACACGCCACCUAGUGUAUACUUCCGCUGGUAAUGGCUGGCAUGCUGCUGAGAGGUUUGCGUGCCAGCCCUGGUGUUGAGCUGGCUAUGGGAGCCCGCGUCUAUCGUGGUUGUAGCGUUGCUUGUUCAUAGAUGGAGGAGCAGCAGAAACAUUCACUAAUGCUCCUUGUAGCGUUCUUCUAUUCAUUUGCUCGUGGAAACGUAUGUGUUAUGCUCCUUGCAGCCCUGCUAGAGUUGGCUAUUGAAAGAAUUUGAAAGG
Messenger RNA from Closterium sp. NIES-67, 1398 nucleotides. The record is from the annotation of a GenBank genome assembly. Lineage: Eukaryota; Viridiplantae; Streptophyta; Zygnematophyceae; Desmidiales; Closteriaceae.